AUGUCAGCUUCGCAAACCCUAGGCGGUCCUUCUCGCUGCGGCCGUGCCUUAGGACCUUCUCUCGACAAGAUCGUUAAAAACGCUGCCUGGAGGAAGCACUCUCACCUCGUUUCCUCCUGCAAAUCGGUCCUCGACAAGCUUGAGUCACUCACCGAUUCGGAUUCAAAUUCACACUCUCCUCUCUUCGGUGUCUCCCCUUCCGAUGCCGAAUUUGUUCUCAAGCCGAUUGUUCUUGCCUUGGAUUCGGCUUACGCCAAGGUUGUGGAGCCCGCACUCGAAUGCCUUUUCAAAUUGUUUUCCUCAGGCCUAAUUCGAGGUGAGAUCGAUAAUAGUUCCCCAAACUUGAUCAGUUUUAAGAUAAUUGAGAGUGUUUGUAAGGUUUGUGGGAUUGGUGAGGAAGCGGUUGAGGUUUCUGUGCUUAGAGUUUUGCUAUCUGCUGUUCGAUCUCCUUGUGUUUUGAUUCGCGGUGAAUGUUUAGUGCAUAUUGUUAGGACUUGUUAUAACGUUUAUCUUGGUGGAUUGAAUGGGACCAAUCAGAUCUGUGCGAAAUCGGUACUUGCACAGAUUAUGGUUGUUGUUUUUAGUAGAGUUGAAGAGGAUUCCAUGGAUGUUGAUGUUAAAACGGUUUCUGUUGGUGAGUUGUUACAGUUUACUGAUAAGAAUUUGAAUGAAGGGAGUUCUAUUUAUUUUUGUCAGAAUUUUGUUAAUGAGGUUAUGGUGGCGAGUGAAGGGGUUCCUGAUGAUAAGUUGUUAUUGCAUAGUCAGCCGUCUGAUAAACUCCAAAAUGGCAGUGGCGGUACUGCUGCUGCUGCUGAUAAAGUAGCCGAAGGGGAUCAUAAAAGUGAAUUGGGCAAUAAGGAAGCAAAUGGUGAAGCUGAAACGGAUGGUGGUAGUGGCAGUGGUGAAGCUGCAGGGAGUAAGAUUAGGGAAGAUGGGUUUCUUCUUUUUAGGUAUCUGUGCAAAUUGUCAAUGAAAUUCUCAUCGCAGGAGAGCCCAGAUGAUCAAAUUCUUUUGAGAGGGAAGAUUUUGUCUCUUGAGUUGCUUAAGGUGAUCAUAGACAAUGGGGGUCCAAUUUGGCGCAAUAAUGGAAGGUUUCUCAACACUAUUAAGCAAUUCCUAUGCUUGUCAUUGAUAAAGAACAGUGCAUUGUCAGUUAUGGCUAUUUUCCAGCUCCAGUGUUCCAUUUUUAUGAUGUUGUUAGUGAAGUUCAGAUCUGGAUUGAAGGAAGAAAUUGGAAUAUUUUUUCCUAUGCUUGUCCUUCGAGUGCUUGAGAAUGUUAACCAGCCUAGCUUCUUACAGAAAAUGACUGUCCUGAAUUUUUUGGACAAAAUCAGCCAGGAUUCCCAGAUCAUUAUUGAUAUUUUCGUAAACUAUGACUGCGAUGUGGAUGCUCCAAACAUAUAUGAAAGGAUUGUCAAUGGACUUCUGAAAACUGCUCUAGGACCGCCUACUGGUUCAACAACAACUUUGUCCUCAGUUCAGGACAUUACUUUUAGGCAUGAAUCUGUGAAAUGCUUGGUUAGCAUCAUAAGGUCAAUGGGUGCUUGGAUGGAUCAACAGUUGAGAAUCGGAGAUUCCUAUUUGCCUAAGAGCUCUGAAAGUUCUACUUCAACUGAGAAUCUUUCAACCCUGAAUGGAGAAGAUGCAAGUUCCCCUGAUUAUGAUUUGCAUUCAGAAGUGAACUCUGAAAUGUCUGAUGCUGCCACCCUUGAACAACGUCGGGCAUAUAAAAUUGAACUCCAGAAAGGUAUCUCCAUAUUCAAUAGGAAACCUUCCAAGGGCAUUGAGUUUCUGAUAAAUGCCAAAAAAGUUGGUGGUUCUCCAGAAGAAGUUGCUGCCUUCCUGAAAAACACUACAGGCUUGAAUGAAACAAUGAUUGGUGACUAUUUGGGUGAAAGGGAUGAGUUUUGCUUGAGAGUUAUGCAUGCUUAUGUGGACUCAUUUAACUUUAAAGCAAUGGAUUUUGGUGAAGCGAUAAGGUUUUUCUUACGCGGCUUUAGGUUACCUGGAGAGGCACAGAAGAUUGAUCGUAUCAUGGAAAAGUUUGCUGAGCGCUAUUGUAAAUGUAAUCCAAAUUCAUUUACCAGUGCAGAUACUGCUUACGUUCUUGCGUACUCUGUGAUAUUGCUCAAUACUGAUGCUCAUAGCAGCAUGGUGAAAGAUAAGAUGAGCAAGGCUGAUUUUAUUCGGAACAACAGAGGAAUAAAUGAUGGCAAGGAUUUGCCUGAAGAGUAUCUGGGCACUCUCUAUGAUCAAAUUGUGAAAAAUGAAAUUAAGAUGAGUGCCGAUUCUUCUGUUCCUCAAAGCAAGCAGGCUAACAGCUUAAAUAAGCUAUUAGGUUUGGAUGGUAUACUCAAUCUAGUUAUUGGGAAGCAGACUGAGGAAAAGGCAUUGGGUGCAAAUGGGCUUCUUAUCAGGCAUAUCCAAGAGCAGUUUAAGGCAAAGUCAGGAAAAUCAGAGUCUAUUUAUCAUGUUGUAACAGAUGCAGCAAUUCUGAGAUUUAUGGUUGAGGUCUGCUGGGGUCCUAUGCUGGCUGCAUUUAGUGUGACACUUGAUCAGAGUGAUGAUAGGCUCGCUACAUCUCAGUGCUUACAGGGGUUUCGAUAUGCUGUGCAUGUUACUGCAGUCAUGGGUAUGCAGACCCAGAGAGAUGCUUUUGUUACAUCCGUGGCCAAGUUUACGUAUCUCCACUGUGCUGCGGAUAUGAAGCAAAAAAAUGUAGAUGCUGUGAAGACAAUAAUAUCAAUUGCCAUUGAAGAUGGCAACAAUCUUCACGAUGCUUGGGAGCAUAUCUUAACUUGCCUCUCCCGUAUUGAGCAUCUGCAACUGCUUGGAGAAGGUGCGCCACCUGAUGCCUCUUAUUUGACUCCAUCUAAUGGUGAAACAGAUGAAAAAACACUGAAGUCAAUGGCUUAUCCUUCUCUCAAGAGAAAAGGAACCCUCCAGAAUCCAGCUGUAAUGGCUGUUGUUAGAGGGGGUUCAUAUGAUAGUACCACUGUUGGAGUCAAUUCUCCAGGACCAUUAACUCCAGGGCAGAUUAAUAAUUUCAUUUCAAAUUUGAAUUUGCUCGACCAGAUAGGGAAUUUUGAAUUGAACCAUGUGUUUGCUAGUAGCCAAAGGUUGAACAGUGAAGCAAUAGUAGCUUUUGUGAAAGCUCUUUGCAAAGUUUCAAUAUCUGAGUUGCAAUCUCCAACGGAUCCUCGUGUAUUUAGCCUCACGAAAAUCGUAGAAAUUGCGCAUUAUAAUAUGAACCGCAUCAGAUUAGUUUGGUCUCGCAUAUGGAAUGUUCUCUCUGACUUUUUUGUAUCAGUUGGCUUAUCAGAAAAUCUCUCUGUUGCAAUUUUUGUGAUGGAUUCUCUGAGACAACUUGCUAUGAAAUUCUUGGAGCGUGAGGAGUUGGCAAAUUACAACUUCCAGAAUGAAUUUUUGAGGCCAUUUGUGAUUGUUAUGCAGAAAAGCAGUUCUACAGAGAUCAGGGAAUUAAUAGUUAGGUGCAUUUCACAGAUGGUCCUUAGUCGUGUUAGUAAUGUGAAAUCUGGGUGGAAAAGUGUUUUUAUGGUUUUUACUGUUGCUGCAGCUGAUGAGCGGAAGAAUAUUAUCCUGUUGGCUUUUGAGACGAUGGAAAAAAUAGUCCGAGAAUACUUUCCUUAUAUAACCGAGACAGAGACUACAACUUUCACCGACUGCGUUAGAUGCCUCACCACCUUCACAAAUAGCAGAUUUAAUAGCGAUGUGAGCCUCAAUGCAAUUGCGUUUCUCCGAUUCUGUGCUCUGAAACUUGCAGAUGGAGGACUUAUUUGCAAUGUAAAGAGCAGGGUUGAUGGUCCAUCCAUCCCAGGAGUAGAUGGGGUUGCUUUGGAUGUAGAAAACCCUAGUGAUAAAGAUGAUCAUGCAUCCUUUUGGAUUCCUUUGCUAACAGGGUUAUCGGAACUAACAUCUGAUCCCAGAUCAGCUAUUCGAAAGAGUGCUCUAGAAGUCCUAUUUAACAUUCUCAAUGACCAUGGCCAUCUUUUCUCACGCUCAUUUUGGAUCACUGUUUUCAAUUCCAUCAUUUUCCCCAUAUUUGGUUGUGUCAGUGACAAGAAAGAUGUUAAAGAUCAGGAUUCCCCAACUGCAGCAUCGCCUCAUCCAGAAGGAAGUACAUGGAAUUCGGAAACGUCUGCAGUUGCAGUCCAGUGUCUGGUAGACCUGUUUGUCAACUUUUUCAAUGUGGUUAGGUCUCAACUACUUAGUGUAGUAUCUAUAUUGAUGGGAUUCAUUAGGAGUCCUGUUAAGGGUCCUGCUAGCACUGGGGUUGCAGCACUGUUGCGUUUAGCAGGUGAACUGGGCAGCAGGAUUUCAGAAGAUGAAUGGAGAGAGAUUAUUCUAGCUUUGAAAGAGGCUGCUGCAUCACUGUUACCAGGUUUUAUGAAGGUCUUAAGAACCAUGGAUGGUAUUGAGAUGCCUGAAAGCUCUCAUCCUUAUGUGGAUGUGGAGUUUUCUUCUGACCAUGGCUUCACAAAUGAUGAUCUUGAGGAUGACAAUCUCCAAACUGCAGCAUAUGUGGUUUCAAGAGUGAAGAGUCAUAUUGCUGUGCAGCUACUUAUUGUGCAGGUUCUAAGUGAUUUAUACAAAGCAAACCAACAAUUCUUGUCAGCAGCCAAUGUCAGAAUCCUUAUGGAUAUAUUUUCCUCAAUAGCAUCACAUGCCCACCAGCUGAAUUCCGAGACGAACCUGCUGAGGAAACUGCAGAAAGCAUGCUUUAUUGCCGAAGUCUCUGACCCUCCAAUGGUACAUUUUGAAAACGAGUCCUAUGAGAAUUACCUUAACUUCCUCCUAGAUUUACUCAACGAUAAUCCGUCCAUGUCUGAGGCGAUGAACGUAGAAGAGCAACUUGCAGCAGUGUGUGAAAAGAUAUUGCAGAUUUAUCUGAACUGUACUGGGUUGCAGACCCAACAGCAAAAUCCUGCAAACGAGCCAGUGAUACACUGGAUUCUUCCCUUAGGUUCGGCCAAAAAGGAAGAAUUGGCAGCAAGGACUUCUUUGCUUUUGUCAGCUUUGCGGGUAUUAAGCGGUCUAGAAAGGGAUUCAUUUAGGGCUCAUGCCCGACAAUUCUUUCCUUUGUUGGUAGAUCUUGUACGGUGUGAGCAUAACUCCGGAGAAGUACAGCGUCUUCUAAGCGAUAUUUUCCGAUCAUGUAUAGGCCCCCUCAUAAUGGGAUGA
Messenger RNA from Dovyalis caffra, 5202 nucleotides. NCBI's taxonomy places the organism in Eukaryota, Viridiplantae, Streptophyta, Magnoliopsida, Malpighiales, Salicaceae. The record is from the annotation of a GenBank genome assembly.